AUGACCCUACUCUUCUUCUUCUUCUUCGCGUCAGUUGUGUCGCAGGACUAUUCGUGGAUGUCUCCCGAUCGCGCGGUACAAUCGGCGUUUGAGAGCUUUCAGUCGGGGUCUCGACAGCCGAACAGACACGAGGGCAGCACGCCGAUCAGAUCGGCCCAAAAGACGACGGGAACUCAAGAGCAACAGGCCUUCCUCAAACCGCUGACCUGGCGGUUCCCUGACGUUGUCGAAGAGGACGGGCCUGGGUUCCCGCCGGAGUUCGAGGUGAAGGUCCCGGUGCCGGCCGACAACGUGGCCAUCCAUUGCGGGCCGAGUACUGUCCGGGUGGAGGCGAAGAAGGAUUUGCUCGGCAUUGGCAAACCCAUCCAGCCGGCAGACAUAACGCUGGGCGACUGCCCGGUGGCUGGGGAGGACCCCGCAGCCGAAGUCUUGCUCUUCGAGUCGGAGCUGCAUGGCUGCGGCAGCCAGCUGAUAACGACUGAUGAGUCACUUGUCUACAUGUUUACCCUGCAUUAUAACCCAAGUCCCAUAGGAGGCCAUCCCAUUGUCAGAACGAGAGAUGCAACAAUCCCACUGGAGUGUCACUACCCUAAGAACCAUGGCAUCAGCAGUGAGGGAGUGCUGCCCACCUGGAUACCCCAUAUUGAUGCCAAAGACUCUGUGGGAAGUCUGUACAUGUCUCUUAGACUUAAGACCGACGAUGGGCAAUUUGAGAGACCUUCCAGCCAGUAUUUCUUGGGUGACAUGUUGAGGAUUGAAGCCUUAGUUCAGCAGUUUUACCAUGUUCCCCUGCGUAUGUUUGUGGACAGCUGUGUGGCAACCUUGGGUCCUAACCCAGACACAGUCCCUCGCUAUGCUUUCCUUGGUAACAAAGGGUGUCUGAUUGAUAGCAAACUGACAAACUCGGGCUCUCGGUUCCUACCUCGCACCGAGGAUGACAAACUUGAGUUCCAAGUGGAAGCUUUCAAGUUCCAGGAUGACAGCCUGGGACUGCUCUACAUCACCUGUAACUUGAGGGUUACCACAGUGGUGGUUCCAAUCUCCACCACAACCAAGGCCUGCUCUUAUUCCAACAGUGAUGACCCCCACUCUCCAUUUCCACUGCCACCACAACCAUCAAACUAUGCCACAGCUCUCAACAGGAAUGAGAGCAUCUAUUACGGUGGCAUGGCUGUCACCCACCCUGAUGCUGAGGCACUGGAAGUCGAGACAAGGGGGCAGAGCACAAGUAAGACCUGGCACCGUGUCCGCGCCCAGCGUCUGACAUCAUCAGACUUCAAGAGCAUAGUCUCAAGGGUGGCAGACUUCGAGACUCUGGCAACCAGAAUGCAGAGACCGAAGAGGACUGUGCAGACACAGGCCAUGAUGAGAGGAAUUGAGUUGGAGCCCAUUGCAGCUAUACAGUAUGAGGAAGUAACUGGACACUCGGUCUCCACUUGCGGUUUCGCCAUCAACCCCAACGCCCCACAUUUGGGUGCCUCCCCUGACCGAAAGGUGGCGGAUGACUCCGGUCAGCUUCAGGGACUGCUGGAAAUCAACCCUGGGCAGUAUCUGGGGGGGAAAAAUGAGACCAAGGAUGCAAUCUGGGAUGACGACAGGGCGGACCUGCUCCUCCUCCUGAACGGAGCCUUUUGA
Lampris incognitus (smalleye Pacific opah) is the source of this 1635-nucleotide messenger RNA. Its product is annotated as zona pellucida sperm-binding protein 3-like. Lineage: Eukaryota; Metazoa; Chordata; Actinopteri; Lampriformes; Lampridae. Gene Ontology annotation, molecular function: acrosin binding. The transcript is spliced from 9 exons. The record is from RefSeq and is a predicted model, not a curated record. Gene Ontology annotation, biological process: positive regulation of acrosome reaction; egg coat formation; binding of sperm to zona pellucida. Gene Ontology annotation, cellular component: extracellular matrix. Bases 1 to 1635 code for a protein of 544 amino acids.